CCCUGCACUACCGCUGUCUUCUUUGGUCCGGCUGGAGGGCAGAAGACAGGACAGCAAAUGAAAUAUUGCCACUUGAGAACAUAUUCCUGAAGAAGACUGAGUUCGUGUUUUCAGCACCAGGGAGGCACGUUUCCACACCAGGGAGAAAGGGAAGAUGUAAGGCAGGGUCACAUGUUUGAAGAAGACACACAGCCCCUCCAGGAUGAGAGCUCUGGUGCUGGUUCUCCUUGUAUCCAAAGUCCACAUGGCUUUUUGUGACACCGUCAACAACAGCCAGGCAGGGGAUGGACUUUUAAGGAAGUGAAAUGCCUGCAAGCCACAAAACUGCCCCCAGGCUAAUUUUUUUUUUUUUUUUUUUUUUUUUGUAAGUAUCUCUGAAAAAUCACAGCUAAUGAAAAGGCUGUUGAAGGGCUGGGCAUCAGGAUGACUGAGCGCUUUGACUGCCACCAUUGCGAAGAAUCUCUCUUCGGCAAGAAGUAUAUCCUCAGGGAGGACAGCCCCUACUGCGUGGCGUGCUUUGAGUCCCUCUACGCCAGCACUUGCGAGGAGUGCGGGAAGCCCAUCGGCUGUGACUGCAAGGACUUGUCCUACAAGGACCGACACUGGCAUGAGGCCUGUUUCCAGUGCUUUCGGUGCAAGAGCUCGCUGGUGGACAAGCCCUUCGCUGCCAAGGAGGACCAGCUGCUGUGCACGGACUGCUACUCCCACGAGUACUCCUCCAAGUGCCAGGAAUGCAAGAAGACCAUCAUGCCAGGUACCCGCAAGAUGGAGUACAAAGACAGCAGCUGGCAUGAGACCUGCUUCGUCUGCCGCCGCUGCCAGCAGCCCAUCGGCACCAAGAGCUUCAUCCCAAAGGACAACCAGAACUUCUGUGUGCCGUGCUAUGAGAAACAGUACGCUUUGCAGUGCGUUCAGUGCCAAAAGCCCAUCACCACCGGGGGCGUCACAUACCGGGAGCAGCCGUGGCACCGGGAGUGCUUCGUGUGCACCGCGUGCAAGAAGCCGCUGUCGGGCCAGCGCUUCACGUCCCGCGAGGAGUUCCCCUACUGCCUGAGCUGCUUCUGCGACCUGUACGCCAAGAAGUGUGCCGGCUGCACCCACCCCAUCAGCGGACUUGGUGGCACAAAGUACAUCUCCUUUGAGGAACGGCAGUGGCAUAACGACUGUUUUAACUGUAAGAAGUGCUCCCUCUCACUGGUGGGGCGAGGCUUCCUCACAGAAAGAGAUGACAUCCUGUGCCCUGACUGCGGGAAAGACAUCUGAAGCCCACACGGCUGCUUGUGACACGCACGGAUUUAGACACUCUCAUUCUCCACCAGGCAGUGUUGUGUCUGGUCUCCACCGGCCAUGCUGAAACUUUCCUCUUGUGCUUCUCAGUGAUAUUCACGUUUGUUUAAACCCUUUAAUCCUUUGUACUAGCUCAGUCCCAGGGAAGGAGGAAACCCUUCUGUAAACCCGUGGUGGGAAGAUGAUAUUGAAUUUUCAUAAUCAAGCAGGGCAAUUCCAAGUGUAAAAAUCCUUUUGAAUGGUAUCUUUAUACAUGUACCUUUCUUUCACUACGUAUUUAAUUUUUAAGUGCAAUUAACACAUCACGAACUUGAGUUUCCCGAACUACAUGAGAUAUUGAAGAGUGGGCAUUUACAAUGUGUAGCUUCCUGUCAUGUAAGACCUAGAGCAAGAUCAUAUAGCUUACAAUAAAGUUAUCCAGAACAAAA
Molecule: messenger RNA, 1715 nt
Organism: Neogale vison (American mink)
Lineage: Eukaryota; Metazoa; Chordata; Mammalia; Carnivora; Mustelidae
Gene: FHL2
Product: four and a half LIM domains 2
Exons: 8
Coding region: 424-1263 (279 amino acids)
Biological process (GO): negative regulation of transcription by RNA polymerase II; negative regulation of calcineurin-NFAT signaling cascade
Cellular component (GO): Z disc; nucleus
Molecular function (GO): transcription coregulator activity; transcription factor binding
Source: RefSeq, a predicted model, not a curated record